Messenger RNA from Penicillium verhagenii, 435 nucleotides. RefSeq lists its product as uncharacterized. The transcript has a single exon. Lineage: Eukaryota; Fungi; Ascomycota; Eurotiomycetes; Eurotiales; Aspergillaceae. The record is from RefSeq and is a predicted model, not a curated record. The coding region runs from base 1 to 435 and encodes 144 amino acids.
AUGAAGUCUUUCCUGGCCUUUGGUGUCUUUGCUGCUUUGUGCAACUCAGCAUACUGUCUCAAAGAGGGAACCUACAAGAUCGCUACUCUUGAAAAGAAGGUGUUGACUGAAGUUCCUGGUCAGACAGACCUCGUCUUCACGACCAGUAACGGGCACCCAGGUCAAAUCUGGGACUUUACUCCAGACAACGACAAAAAGGGCUACUUUGUCGUUAUCAACAACCUUGGCGCAUACAUCAACUGUGAAUCAGAGGGCAGCCUAUGCACAGCUGGAGAGGAGCCUACAUCAUACCUCCCUGAGCUCGUGGACAAGGACACGUAUGAGCUGGUUUCCAAUGUGACUGGUUAUUUCCUGCGUCUUGCAGAUGGCAAUAAGCUCAAACUGGCUGGAUACGAGCCGGGUUCGGACCAGGAAUUCGUACUGACUUCGGCUUGA